AUGAUUCAAAAACGAUUCGACCGGGCGGAGACGGUCGAACUGCUUUCAAUUCCAAGGGAUGAGGAACCAUUGGGGCCAGACUCGUCGAGCGAAGCCGGGAAAGACAUCAGCGACCUGGAGGCAGUUGAAUCGACGCGAAAACACAACAAGAAACGCAAAACAGAAAACUGGAAACGGUCGCUAUAUCUAGGAUCGCUAGCGAGUGCUAUAGUACUAUUAUUCAAUGUUUCCUUUGUCGCCUGGGCCGUGUCACAUCAUGAUCUCACAGAAAACCGCGGAGUGCUCUACACCGGCGACUGUACCAAGACCAAGAGAAUGAGUACCGGUAUUCACUUGGUCAUCAACAUUCUAAGCACUGCUCUGCUUUGUGCGAGUUCCUAUACUAUGGUAGAGAGAAGUUGCUUUUACCUGCAGGCAUGGUGCUUCAGUCCUGACUCUAGACAGCAAUGCCUGUGCGCCCCUACACGCACGGAGAUUGAUCGCGCACAUCUGAAGAAUCAAUGGCUGGAUAUUGGAGUACCUAGCGUGCGGAACUUAUUUCGGAUCUCAAAGGUGAAACUCAUUCUCUGGCUAAUUCUAGCGCUAUCAUCUCUACCGCUUCACCUAUUCUACAACUCGACCAUCUUCUCGACAAUCACAAACGUCGAGUACGAAAUCUUUGCAGGAAACAAGCCGUUCUCCGAUUUCAAUGCGAACACCGUCCGGCCACCUCACGAUGAUAUAGAAACGGAUACCGUCAGGUAUAUGAACCCCUACUUCUCAUUCGCAAGAAUGCUCGAGAAGGGACAGCACGGCGAGCUCUACCCCCUGAAAAAUGCCGACUGCAUGUCCGCUUACGCCACGAAUUUCCAAAAUGAAUACGGCAGCGUACUUUUACUCACCGACGACUUUCACCCAAACGACACCGACUUCGACUUUCUCUCGUACCAGGGACCCUCUACCCCCAUGAGAGGAAACAAUCCAUACGCUUGGAUGUGUUGCAACCACACCGUGUAUGCCUGUGAUAUGCAGACAAUAUGCCGCGACCAGCUUCCUGAGAUCCGUGCGCAUGUCGACAACUGGAUAGUCGGUGGCUACCGCGUGAAAUCUUGCUUAGCAGAAAGGAUUCCGGGGAAAUGCAAACUGGAGUACAGUCUGCCUUUGGCUAUUAUUGUUAUCGUUUUCAAUAUUGUCAAAGCAAUCAUCAUUUGCGCCGUGGCUCUCACCAUGACCGACUUGCCCCUUCUCACAACCGGCGACGCGCCAAUAGUCCAUCCUCCAGGCCCAUCUCUUACAAAGCCACACCCCAAAGAUGGCGCCGCAGUCUCAAUAGUCCGAUGGAUCAUCUGCAUAAUAUGCUACACCAUCGCCAUCGCGAUCUGCAUCGGGCUGCUAUGUUUCGGGCUCAGCCAACUCGGCAACAAAGGCCAGAUCUGGUCUGGACUCGGCAUCACAAACACAGACACCCUCAUCAGCGGAAACACCUGGCCGCCGUCGCUGAUUACCAACACCAUCAUCGCAAACACACCCCAAGUCGUCUUCUCCAUGCUCUACUUCGUCUCCAACAGCGUCCUCACGGCCAUGACCCUCGCCGCAGAAUGGAGCAACUACGCACUCCACCGCAAGGGCCUCCGCGUCUCCUCGACCCCGCAGCUCCCAGCGCACCACAUACUUUCUUUCGCUGCCCUACACCUACGCCAUCCCGCUGCUGGUUUUCUCCACCGUGCUGCACUGGCUCAUAUCCCAGAGCCUGUUUCUCGUCAAUGUGGAGACGUAUAA
Messenger RNA from Aspergillus nomiae NRRL 13137, 1758 nucleotides. RefSeq lists its product as uncharacterized. The record is from RefSeq and is a predicted model, not a curated record. The coding region runs from base 1 to 1758 and encodes 585 amino acids. The transcript is spliced from 4 exons. Lineage: Eukaryota; Fungi; Ascomycota; Eurotiomycetes; Eurotiales; Aspergillaceae.